Macrobrachium nipponense is the source of this 1802-nucleotide messenger RNA. Its product is annotated as glyceraldehyde-3-phosphate dehydrogenase. Gene Ontology annotation, cellular component: cytosol. Bases 16 to 1281 code for a protein of 421 amino acids. Gene Ontology annotation, biological process: glucose metabolic process; glycolytic process. NCBI's taxonomy places the organism in Eukaryota, Metazoa, Arthropoda, Malacostraca, Decapoda, Palaemonidae. The record is from RefSeq and is a predicted model, not a curated record. Gene Ontology annotation, molecular function: NAD binding; glyceraldehyde-3-phosphate dehydrogenase (NAD+) (phosphorylating) activity; NADP binding. The transcript is spliced from 3 exons.
UCCUCUGACACGCCCAUGGGAGUUAUUGCUUCCAAGCUGAGGAAGGCUGACAUUCCGAGUCCCAGUCCGCACUCCAGCUCCAAAACUCCCUCUCCAUCGACGCCCAGGAGGGCUACUCCUAGUGACAACGCUUCGUCCUCGGGAAGGAAUUCGGAGUCUUCGGACGAAGUUGAAGAAGAAGAAGAGGAGGAGCCUAGGCCUACUUCACCAGAAUCUGACAAAGUUCUCUCUCGACACCUCACCCCUACUAAAUCUUCCACCACCAACUCAACCACCGCCAUGUCUAAGAUCGGAAUCAACGGUUUUGGCCGCAUCGGUCGCCUCGUACUCCGCGCUGCCCUCAUGAAGGGCGCCGAGGUCGUCGCUGUGAACGACCCCUUCAUCGCUCUAGACUACAUGGUCUACAUGUUCAAGUACGACUCGACCCACGGUGUCUUCAAGGGUGAGGUGAAGGCCGAGGACGGCGCUCUGGUGGUCAACGGCCACAAGAUCCAGGUCUUCAACGAAAUGAAGCCCGAGAACAUUCCAUGGAGCAAGGCUGGCGCCGAGUACAUCGUAGAGUCCACCGGCGUCUUCACCACCAUCGAGAAGGCCUCCGCCCACUUCCAGGGCGGCGCCAAGAAGGUCGUCAUCUCCGCCCCCUCCGCCGACGCUCCCAUGUUCGUCUGCGGCGUCAACCUGGAGAAGUACUCCAAGGACAUGAAGGUAGUCUCCAACGCCUCAUGCACUACCAACUGCCUCGCCCCCGUGGCCAAGGUCCUCCACGAGAACUUCGAGAUCGUCGAGGGCCUCAUGACCACAGUCCACGCCGUCACCGCCACCCAGAAGACCGUCGACGGACCCUCCGCCAAGGACUGGCGCGGAGGCCGUGGCGCCGCCCAGAACAUCAUUCCCUCCUCCACCGGCGCCGCUAAGGCCGUCGGUAAGGUCAUUCCAGAGCUGAACGGCAAGCUCACCGGUAUGGCCUUCCGUGUCCCCACUCCCGACGUGUCCGUCGUCGAUCUCACAGUCCGCCUCGGCAAGGAGUGCUCCUACGACGACAUCAAGGCCGCCAUGAAGGCUGCCUCCGAGGGGCCUCUGAGCGGCGUGCUUGGUUACACCGAGGAUGACGUCGUCUCCUGCGACUUCACCGGCGACGAGAGGUCGUCCAUCUUCGACGCUAAGGCCGGUAUCCAGCUCAGCAAAACUUUCGUGAAGGUCGUGUCCUGGUACGACAACGAGUUCGGCUACUCCCACCGCGUCGUCGACUUGUUGAAGCACAUGCAGAAAGUAGAUGCCUAAGAAGGAGUCUUUGAGGAGGGGAGAAUGAUGACCUUUGCUUACAGUAUUCCUUUGGUGGAAGUGGACGAAGGUUUAUUUUUUUCGUUUAAGGGGGAGGGGUGGGAGAAGUUUGAAGUCGUUAGUAGAAGUCGUUCAGGCAUCAAAGAGAUGCUGAUAACGACGAAGAUGAUGAAAGUACACACGAAGGAAGAAGUAUAUGUGAACCACUUGUAAAUUUAGAAAAGAGUAAAUUUUUAUAUUUUAUUAGCAGUUAUGACCAAGUUUCGUGUGAUUUUCUUUUCCCAGUUCUAGCAGAAGUAUGAUGGAAAGCUUGCUAGCUAGGAUUUAGUUUCUUUUAUUUUAUUUAAAUGGUCAGAAAGGAAAGCGGAACAAACCUUGUCAUUGUUAUCACUUUAUAUAUUUUCAAGGUACAGUAAUGUUCUCUUUGUGCUAGUCCUACAAACCCUAUUGUCUUUGUUGUCUUUAAGAAGUAUGUAAUGUAUAAGUUGACCGACUGGAUGGCCAAUAAAAAGAUUUAUUUC